UAGUAAUGAAUCUAGCAACUUUGGGAUUCUUUCUUCCUAUUCCUGUGCUUCAAAAAUCGAACUGCCUGGAAGUGAAAAGCAUUCCAAUAUAGUUUGAAAACAAAGGCCAAAAUGCUUCAUCGUAAAAUCUUUUUCCAAAAUAAGAUCUCCAAACAAGUCUUUUGCCGUCAUUUUCUUCAGAUACAUUUUCGUUUAAAAUCAAACUGUGGCUUCAGAAACAUCGAUGGAGAAGAAAACUGCAACAUUAUCAGAAAAUCCGAAAACCAUGAAGCAAACAUAUACUUGCUCAAGAGUAGAGGCCAACACCUUCUGACUAAUCCACGAGUUCUCGACUCCAUCAUCAGUAAAUCCAACAUACUCCCCACUGAUACCGUCCUAGAAAUCGGGCCUGGAACAGGAAAUCUCACUAUUAAGCUCCUAAAUGUCGCCGAAAAGGUUAUAGCCAUCGAGGUUGACAAACGCAUGAUCGAAAUCCUCAACAAACGUGCGACUGAGCAUGGCCUGCGUGAUAAAUUAACGCCAACAUUCCAUAUGGGAUUUCAUCACCUCUGAUUGCCAAAGUGGUGUUUGGCGCAAAUGCAUAUAGGAGUGCAACACUUUUGUUACAGAAGGAGUUCGCAAGGAGACUACUAGCAAACCCAGGAGACUCAGAAUUCAACAGGUUAGCAGCAAAUGUGAAGCUGAUGGCUGAUGUGGAGUUGGUGAUGGAUGUGAGCAAGAGGGACUUCUUACCUUGCCCAAAAGUUGAUUCAUCCGUUGUUAAGAUCCAUCCGAAAGAAUCAGUCCUUGAUGUCAAUGUUGAUGAAUGGUUGGCAUUCACAAGGACUUGUUUUACAAAGAAGAACAAAACGUUGGGUGCGAUUUUUAAGCAGAAAAGGAUGUUAGCUGAGUUAAUGGAAUUGCAAGAAGUGAAAGAGGGUCAAGAAAUGGGGGAACCGCUGGCUUCUUUUAGGGAGAUGAUCGUCAAUAUUUUAAGUUCAGGUGGAUUUGAUGAUAAGAGGCCAGCAAAGCUCACCCAUGAAGAGUUGGUGCAUUUGUUGUCCCUAUUUAAUCACGCUGGGAUUUCAUUUCAUGGUCCUGCGAAACUGAAGGAUCGAAGAAACUGCUCUUCAGAUAAUUACUUAGAGGAUCCGCAAGACACUUAGCGGCGCAAGCUAGAUUUGGUGCUCCAAAUUGAGAGAAUCAUGAUACCACAAGAGCUUUCGUUAUUUGACGGUUUUCUGAAUGUGAAUUCAUCCUUUAAAUUUGUCUCAAAGAGGUUUGCACUUUGCACCAUUACUAAUCUGCUAUAUAAUAAUAAUAAAUUAAUGCAGCAGAAAAUGAAAACUUACUGCAUCUUUUCCCGCAGUGUAUGGUGGAUCACCCAAGACCUCUGGAGCUCAUAGGGGUGGAAUUUGCUGGGUGGGGAAGCGACGUUUUUACAGAACGGGGUGACGAAUUUUUCUUAAAAAUGGGGGUGACUUCUGAUGCAGUUUUGUAAUGUAUCUGUGGUUCUUAUGGCGAAACCGAAAUAAGUUGUGGAAUGCCAGGUUUGCUCCUGUCAAACGUGUGAAAAAGAACCUGCUUCUUUUAUUGAAGACUGGCGUGGAGUCCAAUGGCAGCCAGAAACAAGAGAGCAGAGGGAGCAUGGACUAUUGAUAUGGAGGCAGAUGGAUGUGGAUGGAGCGAAGCUCAACAUAGAGCUACCGGGUUGGGGUGGGUUGCUCAGGAUUGUGUUAUUUACAGACCGGGAAAAUAUGUUCCUUGUGAGGCACAGGCAUUUGCAAUAAACGAAGCGCUAAGAUGGAUCAAGCAGGUGGGAUGAGAGUCAUGAGACCAUAUCGAUGUGGAGUCGGAUGCUUUGUAGUUAUUGGGGGGGUGUCUGGACAGAAGUAAACAACUCUUCUUUUGAACUUUUGGUUAAUGGUAUAAGAGACUUAUCAUGUGAAGUGAUUAGCAAAUCAGGUAGGGUAUAAUUAUUUUCUCUCAUGUGAAGUGAUUAGGGCAUAAUUACUCUCUCAUGUGAAGUGAUUAGUAAAUCAUGUUAGCCAUAAUUUUCUUCCUGGUAUUGCAUUCUGGUGUAUUUCAACUAUGGUCUUACCAAAGAAUUAAAUUUGUUAUGGUAAAGAAACUAUCUACUUGUAUUA
This is a messenger RNA of Cuscuta europaea, 2126 nucleotides long. Lineage: Eukaryota; Viridiplantae; Streptophyta; Magnoliopsida; Solanales; Convolvulaceae. The record is from the annotation of a GenBank genome assembly.